Molecule: messenger RNA, 716 nt
Organism: Gloeophyllum trabeum ATCC 11539
Lineage: Eukaryota; Fungi; Basidiomycota; Agaricomycetes; Gloeophyllales; Gloeophyllaceae
Exons: 2
Coding region: 96-656 (186 amino acids)
Biological process (GO): intracellular calcium ion homeostasis
Cellular component (GO): extracellular region
Molecular function (GO): hormone activity
Source: RefSeq, a predicted model, not a curated record
AUCAAAUUGGCUGUUUGCGGCGGUGUCAGGGGCGCGGCGUGUCUCAUACCCUCGACACCGCUCCUCGUCCCGACGUUCAACGUUCAACGCUCGCGAUGAUCAUGAAAGGCAUUCGCACCGGUACCCUCCUCGCCCUCCCGUUCACAGCCCUCGCCGGCGCCACCCAGCCCCUCGCCACCAACUCCACCGCCAUCUGCUCCAGCCCGCCGUACGACAGCUGCGCGUUCUACCCCGCCUGCCUCGAGGCGCGCUUCCACUGCGGGCCCGCCGGCUACCCGCUGCACUACGGCCUGCGCUUCUGCACCCAGUUCUCUGCGCAACGCGGGCAGCUCACGCCCGCGGGCCAGAGGUGGAUGCUCGCGACGAUGCACUGCCUGCAGACCGCGCUCGUCCCGCUCGCGACGGGUGCAGUCGACAUGAGCUGUGAAGAGCUGCAGGAGACGGCGUUCGACACGCACGCGGGGUGCUACAUCGGGAGCGGGCUGUGUGCGCUGGGAGUGAAAGACUGGGAGGCCAUCGUGGGGAUCGUGGGCGUGAAGACGCUCGUGGGGAGCUGGGACGCGUGGAAGGAGACGGCGGCGGCGGCGGGGGACUGCGCCGAGUUUCUGGCGUGGGCGGAGGGCGCGCGGGUGAAGCGGGCUCUCGAGGAUCUGUGAGUGCGAUGUGCGAUGUAUGUAUUUGGUCCCGUUCUGUGAGUUUAUUGCGUUGAUACGUCC